AUGGACAUUCGUAGGCUCGAUAAGGAUCUCAGUUACGUCUGCCUUGCAGGAAAUACGCUUAGUUGUGAACAGCAAGUUGUUUUGUAUAACUCACUUACAAAUUUGCAGAAUGAAAAUAAUUUCACCAAUGUUUAUUUUUGGGGAAAGAUACUUGGUACAGAAUCAGAUUAUUUUCUAGCGUAUGGUUUCCGAAAGGAUGUCAUUAAAGGAAAAGUUUUUUUCUACAGUACAAACUGCGUUGACUGGGGUGUUCUGCCACUCUCAUCUCCAGCUGUUGCAAACUUGGCACUUAUUUGUCAAGCACCUUUUCAAGGAGAUCCUUCACUAGUUCUCAACGUCAGCAAAGAAGGCUUCAAUGGCUUUGAUAUAGAUGAGAAUGAAGGACUCGUGGCUCCACUGAAGGAAGAAGAUCGUCUUUCAGCAACGGUUUGGGCAGUAACAGAAGCUGCAGCAGUAGUGCCUAGAGGUGUAUUUGUAGUUAACUCUGAUGAUGGUUGUCUCUCAUGGAAUCCAUGUUUCGUUGGUCUGGGACACAGCAAGGCAGUCAGUCUGUCACAUUAUUUGCACCUGAGACCUCCACGCAAACCCUGGAAUACGUGCCUACUUACUGCUGCAUCACCUAAUCCAGCCAUUGAUUGCCUUGAUUCAAUUGACACUGACUUUCCACCAGGUUGCUGGAGUCUUCAGCUGGAGUGUGGAAGUCAUGUAGUUGUUCUCAGGAAUUUGUUGUGGCCAGGUGCAGUGGGAUACCAUGCUGUUGGUACACCUGACCAUGGAUAUGUCUAUAUUGGCUCAGGAAAGCGAAAUCUUGAUCUGCCCUUUAUGGUCUGAUAAUGAAAUCUGAAACUGAAAAAUGUUGAUUGUAGAAUGUUACUGUUAUAUUGACAAGAGAGGAUAAAUUUUUGUUUGUGUUUAGGCAGAAUUAUCCUUGUUAGAAUGCUUAAAUUUUUAAUUAGAGGUUGAAGAUGCUAGGUGGAUAGCUGUAUGGCAUGAUAAGUUACACAGCAUUCCUCUUACAAUGCAAGAAAAUUAGAAGUAUUUGUUUCAGUCAAAACUUACAAUAGUCAUUGUAUACAUUCAGCUUAAAAAAAUAAAAAAAUAACUUGUAUAAAUUAGACUGUAUUAAAUAAAGACUGAAAUAUGUAUG
Messenger RNA from Schistocerca gregaria, 1147 nucleotides. RefSeq names its product radial spoke head protein 9 homolog (gene Rsph9). The transcript has 4 exons. Bases 1 to 831 code for a protein of 276 amino acids. Gene Ontology annotation, biological process: cilium movement involved in cell motility; axoneme assembly; motile cilium assembly. The record is from RefSeq and is a predicted model, not a curated record. Gene Ontology annotation, cellular component: radial spoke; axoneme. Lineage: Eukaryota; Metazoa; Arthropoda; Insecta; Orthoptera; Acrididae.